Molecule: messenger RNA, 1489 nt
Organism: Daldinia decipiens
Lineage: Eukaryota; Fungi; Ascomycota; Sordariomycetes; Xylariales; Hypoxylaceae
Product: glycoside hydrolase family 16 protein
Exons: 3
Coding region: 421-1170 (249 amino acids)
Biological process (GO): glucan catabolic process
Molecular function (GO): hydrolase activity, hydrolyzing O-glycosyl compounds
Source: RefSeq, a predicted model, not a curated record
CACACACACACUUCUUGCUCUCCUUCUAUUUUCGUGUUGGCAUCUACGUACAUACUGACGUCGUCUAUAACCCGGCCUAUCAGAUAUUUACAAUCGAGGGUUCAUCCGGAUAAAUGUCGACUGCGGUAGUUAUACCAACAUACAACAUACAACAUACCCCAGAUGGGAUGCUGUAUGUACGGUACGAAAACGUACACUGAAACUCACUUAAUUAAUAUUUCCACCAUUGGCACGACUCCCCCUCCGUUAUGGUCCAGUUUAAUCUCGAAUCUGCCGGCGAGUCCAGAGGAGUAUUUAUUCGACGGCUUCGCUCGUAGCCAGACCAGACCAGACUCUUGAGUUUGUAUUCCCACAGGGGGCACAAGGUUAUACAUACUAUACCAUACUUACCAAGCCACCACCACCACCACCACCAUAACCAUGCAUCUACUCGGAGCAUACUCGCUGCUCCUAGCAGCCGCGUCCUGCGCCGACGCGGUCCGCACCAUCAUCCCCAAAACAAGCUUCGACUCGCAGGCCAACUUCGACGCGGACUGGGCCUACAACUACCCGUGGGGCACCGAUCACAACGGCGGCGCGCGCAUGGACAAGGCCCAGGUCCAGUUCGCCAACGGCAUGGUGACCCUCACCGCGAAGAAGGUCACGGGCCAGAAGGACGCCACGUCCGGCGGCAAGCAGAUCAAGAUCAACUACCUGUCGGGCGCCAUCCACGGCAAGGAGCACUUCACCGUGGCGCAGGGCGGCGGCUACGACUUCUCGGGCGAGUUCAAGGCCACCACCACCAAGGGCACGUGGCCCGCGUUCUGGCUGACGGCCGUCGAGGGCUGGCCGCCCGAGAUCGACAUGGCCGAGUGGAAGGGGUCCGGCAAGAUCUCCUUCAACACCUUCAACACGUCCUCGGUGCUGUCCUGGAAGGACGUCACCUACGCCACCCCGGACCAGUUCCACUCCAUCAAGUGCGAGAUCCGCGACAUCAACCAGCGGGAUGUCUCCGUCAAGUUCUACAUGGACGGCGCGCUCGUCACGACCCAGGUCGGCGGCAACUUCUUCGGCAAGGCCAUGUAUCUGAUUAUCAACUUGCAAAUGGAGGGUUCGUCCGGAUCUCCAGGUCCUACCAGCAACACGCUGUAUCAGGUGCGCAACCUAGAGGUCUUGAGCUAUAAUCCGUAGUGCGGGGUGUAACAGCAUAGGUAGGUAGGUAGACAAGCAAGGAGUUUGCAGAAAUAUCCCACCUAUUCUAACACCGAAGCCUCGGUUCCUAUAUAUGAACCCAAGCGAAGACACCGUAGGUCUGAUUGUUGGCAAGAGAACCGAAAUACGGGGUUAAACAAGCGUAAAAGGCUAUCUAUCUAUCUUCAAUAACAUCCUUCAAUAACAUAUGCAGUACCGUCUAGUGACCUGCGUAACCGUGAACGGAUUCAUGAUUGCCUAUUAGAAAGACCAGUCUAGAUAUAAGUGUCAUAUAAGUGAUAAGUGCCAUAUAAGUGCC